AUGUCAACCCUCGUCAAAGGCAGCAGAUCGAUUAUCAAGUCCGUCCUCUCCAGACCCAGGAUGGACGGUGUCGGCGCACUUGUUUAUCGCUCUAUCGGCGACACCGAGCUCCGCAACCACGACCCCUUCCUCCUCCUCGACGAAUUCAAUGUCGACAAGGACGGCGGAUUCCCAGAUCACCCCCACCGUGGCUUCGAGACCGUGACCUACAUGCUCGAGGGUCAGUUUCAGCACGAGGAUUUUGCCGGACACAAGGGUACCAUCGGACCUGGCGAUCUGCAAUGGAUGACGGCUGGUCGCGGUAUUGUCCACACCGAGAUGCCAGUCAAGACCCAAGCCCCCGCCCAUGGACUCCAGCUUUGGAUCAACUUGCCUAAAGAGCACAAAAUGUGUGAACCCCAGUACCAGGAACUUUUGGAUGGUCAAGUCCCCCGAGCGAACCCACAGGAGGGUGUGGUCAUCAAGGUCAUUGCUGGCGAAUCCCACGGUGUGUCGAGCAAAGUCUACACGCGUACACCAACAAUGUACCUGGAUUUCAAGAUGGCACCCCACAAGACUGUCGAGCAGGCGAUCCCGUCGAGUUACAACGGGUUUAUCUAUGGACUGAAGGGCACGAUCUUUGUGGGUGAGGAGGGUGUCGAGGGUAAACCCCAUCAGACGUUGGUCCUUUCGGAGGAUGGAACAGAGACGAUCAAGAUUUCGACCAAGGAUGAGGAGGCGCACUUUGUGGUGAUCGCGGGUCAGCCUCUGAAAGAGCCCCUUGCCCAGCGCGGGUUGUUUGUGAUGAACACGCAGGAGGAGAUUGUUGAGGCCAUGGUUGAUUUCCAGCGAGGCCAGCAUGGAUUCGAGCGCGCCAAGGGCUGGCACUCCACUAUUGCGUAG
Molecule: messenger RNA, 882 nt
Organism: Linnemannia hyalina
Lineage: Eukaryota; Fungi; Mortierellomycota; Mortierellomycetes; Mortierellales; Mortierellaceae
Source: the annotation of a GenBank genome assembly